AAAUUAAAAAAAAAAAGCAAACGCUGAUAAUCGCCCUAAUAAUAAGAACACAGAGCCAAGGGAAAAAGCACACACUCCCCAACUCUCUCUGUCUGUGUGUGAGGGAGAAAUAGAAAGGGCGUAGGAUUUGGUGGAGAGAGCGUCGGAGAAGCUAGGAAUGUUCCGUUUCUGAGAAUACAAAUAGAAAUGAGUAGUGCUCCUAAAAGAUCCCAUGAAGAGGGUGGUCACUCAUCUUCUUCUUCAAAAUACCCACAUGAAGAAACGGGUGCAUACCCUAAGUUGGCACCUGGGGUUUCAAGCGAGUACCAUCCUUCUUCCUAUGAGCUUGCUCCAGAUGCCCGAAUUACAAAAAUUCCCCGUAAUGAGUCUCGUGAUGGAGAUAGAAGAUCACCUUUACACUCAAUAUAUAGAGUGCCAUCGUCCUCCAAUGAUUUGCAUAUCGAUACUCAUUCUGUUGCUUCUGAAAUCAGGCUAGAAUCAAGGGAAUCAAAAGACAGCAGAGACUACAGGGUUGAGACCCGAGAUUUGAGAACUGAAGCAAGAGACAUGCAUAUUGAGCCAAAGAGGGAUUCCUUAAGUACAAAAAGUGAUAAGGAGUCGAGGUUUGAGAGUAGAACAGAUGAUAAUAAAGACAUAAAAUAUGACAAGGACACCUACAAUGAUCCAAAGAAUGACAUGAAGAUGGAAAAGGAUGGUUUUAGUGUAGCAACUAGUCAGUUGAAUUGGAAGGAAUCAAAAGAAUACCAUAGGGGAAAGAGAUAUUCUGAUUCCCCUGGUGGACAUAUGGACCCUUGGCAUAUAUCCCGUGGUAACCCCCAAGGUCCAGCUGAGAUUGGAAAGGAAGGUCCAACCAUUGAAGAAAAGGAUUAUGCAGAAACACAUGAGGCUGUUGGUGAGAACAGAGUUGAUAUAAAAGCUGAGGAUAGGUUUAAAGAUAAGGACAGGAAAAGGAAAGAUGUAAAACAUCGGGAAUGGGGGGGAGACAGAGACAGAGAAAGAAUUGAUCGGAGGAGCAAUAUUCAAGUUGGUAGUAACAGUGGUGAGGGAAAAGAAUCAGCAAAGGAAGAGAGAGAAACAGAGAGGUGGGAUAGGGAGAGGAAAGAUCUUUCCAAGGACAGAGAAAGGCAGAGGGAGAGAGAAAAAGAUCAUACCAAGAGAGAAUUGUGGAAUGGAGUUGAGAAAGAGGGUUUGCACUGUGAGAAAGAGUUAGGGGAUGGAUCUGUUAGAGUGACAGAACAAGAAAAUUCAGUUUUGGAGCCAAAAAAACAGAAAGAUUUUGAUAGCUGGAAAAAUGUUGACAGAGAAGCUAGAGACAGGAGGAAAGAAAGAGACACUGACAUGGAAGGGGAUAGACCUGAGAAGCGCAGCAGGUUGUAUGACAAAGAAUCGGAUGAUGGAUGUGCAGAUGGUGAAGGAGCUGCAGAAAGGGAAAGGGAAGUUUUUAACUAUGGAGUUCAGCAACGUAAGAGGAUGCUUCGACCUAGGGGAAGCCCUCAAGUGGCGAAUCGCGAGCCCCGUUUUAGGUCUCGUACCCAGGACAAUGAAGGAUCUCAAGGAAAAUCAGAGGUAUCUUCUGUUGUUUAUAAAGUUGGUGAAUGCAUGCAAGACUUGAUAAAGUUGUGGAAGGAGUAUGAGUCAUCUCAGACUGAAAAAAAUGGUGAGAGCACUCAUAACGGUCCCACUCUUGAGAUUAGGAUACCAGCAGAGCAUGUUACUGCUACAAAUCGGCAAGUAAGAGGUGGCCAGCUAUGGGGGACGGAUAUAUACACAGAUGAUUCCGAUCUUGUUGCAGUUCUCAUGCAUACAGGUUACUGCCGCCCCACGGCCUCUCCUCCUCCACCUGCCAUCCAAGAGUUGUGUGCUACCAUCCGAGUGUUGCCUCCUCAAGAUAGAUAUGCAUCAGGUUACACUUCUAUGCUGAGGAAUAAUGUUCGUUCCCGUGCCUGGGGAGCUGGAAUUGGUUGUAGUUACCGCGUUGAGCGCUGUUGCAUUGUCAAGAAAGGAGGUGGAACAAUUGAUCUCGAGCCUUGUCUUACACACACAUCAGCAGUAGAACCCACCCUUGCUCCUGUGGCUGUUGAGCGGACGAUGACUACAAGGGCUGCAGCUUCGAAUGCAUUGCGGCAACAGAGAUUUGUGCGUGAAGUUACAAUACAGUACAAUCUUUGCAAUGAGCCAUGGAUAAAGUACAGCAUUAGUAUUGUAGCUGACAAGGGUCUGAAAAAACCCCUUUAUACUUCUGCACGUUUGAAGAAAGGGGAAGUUCUGUAUUUAGAGACACAUUCAUGCAGGUAUGAGCUUUGUUUUACUGGAGAGAAGAUGACAAAAGCUACAUCAUCGGUUUAUGGACAUGAGGAGACGGAAAAAUCUCAUAGUCACCACUCACACUCCUCAAACGGUGAAAGAAAUGACUCUGAUAACAUUUUAAUUGAUGUAUUUCGGUGGUCUCGGUGUAAGAAACCCCUCCCGCAGAAGGUCAUGCAUUCAGUUGGGAUCCCACUGCCCCUUGAAUACGUUGAGGUGCUGGAGGAAAAUCUCGACUGGGAAGAUGUGCAAUGGUCACAAACUGGCGUUUGGAUUGCUGGAAAGGAAUACACCCUUGCAAGGGUGCAUUUUCUGUCCCCGAAUUAGCUGUAUCCUGUUUCUUAUGUAUGUAACAACUACUUGUACUGAUUUAAUGUAUGGAUAAAAAAAUUGGUUUAAAUAAUUUAAUUGUCAAGUUUAUUGUUCUUUUCAAA
This is a messenger RNA of Manihot esculenta (cassava), 2738 nucleotides long. RefSeq names its product zinc finger CCCH domain-containing protein 13. The transcript is spliced from 12 exons. NCBI's taxonomy places the organism in Eukaryota, Viridiplantae, Streptophyta, Magnoliopsida, Malpighiales, Euphorbiaceae. The record is from RefSeq and is a predicted model, not a curated record. The coding region runs from base 187 to 2631 and encodes 814 amino acids.